Coregonus sp. 'balchen' is the source of this 2877-nucleotide messenger RNA. Lineage: Eukaryota; Metazoa; Chordata; Actinopteri; Salmoniformes; Salmonidae. The record is from the annotation of a GenBank genome assembly.
AUGAAGAGGGUAUUUGUAACUGUAGGAACAACGAGCUUUGAUGACCUAAUUGAACGUGUUAUGUCCCCUGAAGCUGUCCAAGUGAGUAUGAUCUGUGAAAAUGGCUACAUAAGCUAGCCCAUUCAAAUAGAAGGUAAAUGUUAUUUAAGCAAUACGGCCCGAGGUGGUGUGGUAUAUGGCCAAUAUACUACAGCUAAGGGCUUCUCUUAUGCACAACGCAACCUGGAGUGCCAGGAUACAGCCCUUAACCAUGGUAUAUUGGCAAUAUACCACAAACAUAUAUAUUAUAUACUGUCUAUUUAGGAAGCUGCCUGAGGGGACUUUCACAGACACUGCCCUAAUCAGUGGUGGAAAAAGUACCCAAUUGUCAUACUUGAGUAAAAGUAAAGAUACUUUAAUAGAAAAUGGCGUAAGUAAAAGUGAAAGUCUAAAAGUAUUUGGUGUACAUAUACUUAAGUAUCAAAAGUAAAUGUAAUUGCAAAAAUAUACUUAAGUAUCAAAAUUAAAAGUAGAAAUAAUUUCAAAUUGCUUAUAUUUAGAAAACCAGACGGCACAAUUUGUAUUUAUUUUUAAGAAUAGCCAGGGGCACACUCCAACACUCAGACAUAAUUUACAAACGAAGCAUUUGUGUUUAAUGAGUCCGACCAGAUCAGAGGCCGUAGGGAUGACCAGGGAUGUUCUCUUGAUAAGUGCGUGAAUUUGACAAUUUUCCUGUCCUGCUAAGUAUUCCAAAUGUAACGAGUACUUUUGGGUGUCAGGGAAAAUGUAUGGAGUAAAAAGUACAUUAUUUUCUUAAGGAAUGUAGUGAAGUAAAUUUAGUUAAUCAUAUCAGUAAUGUUAGUUCAUUAUAUCAGAGCUGUAGCUCCGUCCACCGGUGAAGUGGAGCAGAGCAUGCUGGCCCGCCUGGCCGAUCUCCAGUUUAGAGAAGAUCAGCUCGAGAGAAGUCAAGUGAGAGAAAGUCCCAGCCAUCCUUGUGUUUUCCCAACAGUUAGCUUUCCAUUGUGUCAUAUCUUUCAGGUGUUUAUGUCUGAAGAUGCACUCUUACGAUCAUUUCAUAUUUAUGGUUAUGCUAAUUAGUAGUUUCUACUGCGAGCUAGCUAUUGUGAGCUGGCUAGCUCUGGUUUGGUUGUCAUAUCAUUUCAGACAUUUAACCCUGAAUUUGUAGAGGAUAAUGUCCCCCAGUGCGUUGUUUAUAUGCCCUGUAAUUGUAUAGGUGUAUGGUACAUCAUUAUAUGGGUAUUACAUUGUAGUUCACUGUUUAGAGGUAUUCAAGUUCAUUGUGCAGUUGUAGCCUUGUACUGAAGAUGAUGGCGCUAUGCCUUGUAGUACACGUGCGGCUGCACCCCUUUGAUCUCAAUUAGUGCAGUCACAGUCACGUUGAAUUGCGCUGUAUGGUCCUGUAUAGCAUUAAAGUUAUCAUAGUCAUGUUAUAGCCAUACAUAUUGUUUGUAAGAGAUGUGAAUUGGAGAUUGUAUUCUGUCAUUCACUUUUGUAUCUUUAUUUCUCUCUUUACUUGCAGACCACACACACACACUUUGGUUGAAGCAAGUUGCCAGACCACUAAGUGCCUUAGCCCAUCCAUACAACAUACACUGUGUUGUGCUGUUCCGUGCCUGUGCAUAUUCAGCGUUAUUAAACAACUGGAAUCUUACCUGUCUGUCAUCUGUGGCCUUACCAGCACACGGGAGCGAACACAUCAAGUAAAACCUAACCUAAAGAAUAUACAGUCCACCAAGUCCUCACUUACAGUAAAAGUAAAAGUUGUAAAAAAUAUAUAAAUAGUAAAGUAAAGGACAGAUACCCCAAAAAACGACUUAAGUAGUACUUUAAAGUAUUUUUACUGAAGUACUUUACACCACUGGCCCUAAUGCUCUGACUAAACACAAAUACGCUUCGCACGCGAUACAGUUUAGGAAACAAUUGGAAUUUAACUUUCAUAUAAGCGAGAAAUACUUGUUCAAAUGCAAAAUAUACUUACUGUAAGCAGUUUAAGAAAGUUGCACCCGGUUGUAUUUUGAGAAACACAGGAAAUGUGGGAUGGAAUGGUCCAGUGAAAAUGCGAGUGCAAAGUGAGAUGAUGCGUUUUAGCCGAGGCGGCGUGUGAAAACAGCCGGAUGCAAGUAAGUGUAUCUUUUGUAUUUGAAAAAUGAUUUAUUGCUUAUAUGAAAGUUAAGUUCCAAAGGUUUCCAAAACUGUAUCGCAAGUUAGGCGUAUUUGCGUUUAGACAGAGCGUUGGGAUUAAACAGAGCAUCGGGAUUGUAGUUCACUAGGGAGCCAGCUGUGAUCAGUACCAGCAGCUGAGAACCCAAGGGGGGGCCGGCUGUAAACUAGGUAAACCUAACUUGGGUUCAUGAGAGCUAGCUAGCUAGCUAGCUGGCCUCAAAAACUAGACAAGGAUAAGUUGUGUAGAUGUGCCAUACCCUCGUAUUGUUCUAUUUAUAGUAACGUUUCUUUAUCUUUCUUGAAGUUGUUGAAAGCCCGCGCCUAUCAACAUUUGUUCCUGCAGGUCGGACGAAGCUCCAUCCUCCCAGAUUCAGACAGCGGUCACAAGAUCACGUUAGAGGCCUUUAAAUUCAAGGAUUCCAUCGCUGAAGAUAUCAAAUGUGCCGACCUGGUUAUCAGCCAUGCUGGUGUGUACAAUGGCCGAAUAAAUAAAAAAACGAAACUACCAAACCGUUGUGCUGGUCUUUAAUGUUGAUAAUUGAUAAUAAUGAAAUGCCUUGUCUUGUAUUCUCAGGGGCAGUUAGUUGUCUGGAGACCCUUGGUGCAGGCAAACCACUGCUAGUGGUGGUCAAUGACAAAUGUAUGGACAAUCACCAGCUAGAGCUGGCCAAACAGCUACACCAAGACUCACACCUACUGUACUGUACAGUGUAA